Molecule: messenger RNA, 2298 nt
Organism: Insectozyma verbasci
Lineage: Eukaryota; Fungi; Ascomycota; Pichiomycetes; Serinales; Debaryomycetaceae
Source: the annotation of a GenBank genome assembly
AUGAAUAAAGACAUUGAAAUAUUAAAGAAUAAACCAUCAAUAGAUGAAUUGAAUGAUAUACUACAAAGAAACUACAAAAAUCCAUCAUUUGUAUACAUUAAUACAUUAUUAGAUUAUAAUGUAAUUGAUUUCUAUCCAAAUUUAGAAAUUUUCAUUCGUUCAUUUCAAUCAUUAAUUGGGUUGGGUAACUUAUUAAAUAAAUUGAAAUUGAAAUCGAAAUUGAAAUCAAACUUAAAUGAACACAUUGAUGUAUAUUUAAAAUUGAUUGAAUUGGUAAUUAACAAUGACUUAUUAUCUAAUUUAUUAAGAGACGCUAAUGAUAUACAAAUUAGAGAGAUUGAGAAAUUAUUAUUUAAAGGUAGGUUAUUAUCAAUUAUUAAUGAAGUUAGUAUAGACUAUCAAAUUGAUAAUAAUCACUUAUUACUGACUUCAAAUUAUAUUCAAUACUUAAUUGAACAAAUUAAAGUUAAUAAUCGUUUUGAUUUCCUAUUUUCAUUAUUCAAAUUCAGUAAUGACGCAACUAUUCAAAUAUUCAAACUGAUAUUUAACAAGAAUGACUGGAUUAAAUUUAUAGACCAAUUUAACAAACUAAAGAAAUUUGAAAAGAAAGACAUGCUUAAGAAAUUAUUCAUAUAUCUUGGAUUAAUCAUCAUCACUCAUUCAAAUAUAGUUUUAUAUUAUAACAUUUUAGAACCAUUUCAAGAUUAUUUGGAUGAGAUAAUCAUAGAACAUAUCAUUUUAAUUAAAAAUGACAAUUUGAGUGUUCUUACAGCUAUGCUUAUCAAAAAUAAAGAGAAACUUAUUCAAUACUUAUUUUCAAAAUGGGCAGAUGAAAAUAUUAUCAAGUCGGAACCAAUAUCAAUUCAAGAAUCUCGUACAUAUAUAUUAACUAAACUAAUUUAUUACGCUAAAGAUACACCAUAUAUACAAAACGUAUCUCGUGAUUCAAUAUUCAUAAAUUCAAUAAGUAGUAGACUUGGUUCAUUUUCAAAUAAUAUUAAAGAUUUAGCCAUAAUUCUUGCUGAUUAUAUAUGUGAAAUAAACAAAACUGAAAAAAUAUUCAAAAUAGAUAAAGAUCGAUAUGCAAAAUAUUUCGAAGCACCACCUCAACCAACAGUAAUACUAAAUCCAUGGGAAAACUUAACUAAUGAAAUUACAGAGGUUAGGGUUGAACAACAAAUAGAACAGCAAAGAAUUUCAAAAGGUAAGGACCUUAACCUCCUAGUUGAUGAACCAACCACAAAAGUUGCCAAUCCAAUAUAUAUUCGAGAUUUAUUAGAAUAUCUAACAAUUGACAAUUCAAAUAAACAUGCAUUUGAAAUAAUUAAAAUUGCAUUGGAAAAAGGUCCCUUAUUACUUUUAAAAAAAUCAUCACAAGGUACAGAAGUUGAAUUUUAUUCUGAAGAUUUAUUAACUUGUAUCAUUGGCAUGGAUAAUUCAUUUAAUAUUGAAAAUUUUGAAAGUUUAAAAUUGAAAUUUAUGAUUGCAAUAAUUAUUUCAAAUUAUAAAGUGACAAAGUUUUUAUUUACAUUGUUGGCUGAUGCAGAUUAUUCAAUUAGUCAACGAAUGUUAAUCUUAUCUGCUACUUCUUUAUCAGCAAGAGAAUUACGAGGAAUAAAAGAUGAGAUAAUUUCCAACUCAUUCACUGAUUUUCCAACUAAGAAAUUACCUGAUAAGUUACAUAAUUUAUAUUUAGAAUUACAAAAUGAUUUAAUGGAGAGUAAAUCAAUAGAAGCACAAGAUAGACUAAUACCACAGGGAAAGUUAUUACGAAUGUCUCAAAAAUUAAAAAAACGGGAGACUAUAGAUAGGCCAAAGAUUAAAAACUUUUUUGAAAUUAUUGGUACGUUUUUUUAUUUUCCUUUAAUCAACGUAUUUUAUUCAAAUUCAAGGAUUAGAUCUAUGGGUCAUUAUCAAUCUUUGUUCCUUGCUCAUUAUUUAAAAACAUUGAGUUUGUUAUUACAUUGUGCAUAUCCAAGUUCAAAUCAAUUAACUGACAUGAUUAAAGAAUAUCUAAUACUCGUGAUUCAAAUUAUUAAAAAUAUAAAAAUUGAAGAAGUUCAAGUUAUCGAAAGUAUCAUUACUGGUAUUUUAUUAAUUUUAGACAUUUCGGAUAAUGUUUUAAAUUUCAAUUUCAAUUUCAAUGAAGAAUUAAUAUUUAUAACUAAUUGGUUAUUAUCAAUUUAUGAAUUAAUAAUAGAUGAUAAAGUUAAAUCACUAACUGCUGGAUUAUUAAUUAGAUUAACUGAAUUACAAAAGAAAUAUGAAACAAGUCUGAAUGGGUUGUUGUUUAAUUAA